This is a messenger RNA of Guillardia theta CCMP2712, 1629 nucleotides long. RefSeq lists its product as hypothetical. The transcript is spliced from 16 exons. Lineage: Eukaryota; Cryptophyceae; Pyrenomonadales; Geminigeraceae. The coding region runs from base 1 to 1629 and encodes 542 amino acids. The record is from RefSeq and is a predicted model, not a curated record. Gene Ontology annotation, molecular function: glycosyltransferase activity; protein binding.
AUGAGUGGGAAGAUCGAGAUCCUCUCACCGAAGGAUGGGGCCCGCAUCGACAAGUCCGAUCCCAAGGGGUUCGCUCUGCAUGUCAGAGUACACGACUUCAGCAUCCCAGCCGAAGGUCACGGCAAGAUCUUCCUGGAUGACGAGAUGAUCGCCGUGAUGGAGGAGUCCGAGGCGUACUUCGAGGUUGGGAACCUGAGGGAGAUAGAGGCGGGGGUCCAUGCUAUCACCUUGAGGCUGUACGACCUGGAUGAGAACAUGGUGGGGAUAGAGUCAAGCUCCAAGUUUGAGCUGAUCUCGCAUGGAGGAGAAGAUCCGCUCAAACCUGCAGACGAUCCGAAGAGAGGAAGGGGCGAUGGGGUCAGGCAGCAGAGCACGAGGGAGGAGGAUCCUUGCGCCAUGGACCUGUCCAAGACGACAGUCUCUGGAUUGGAUCGAGCUUCUGCUGGCAUCAGCAAUGAGUUCACCAUCUUCCCACGCAACAGGCGGGGGUUGCUGAUCCACCCGGAAAAGUGCAAGAGACCGUUGGAACUGACGGUUGUUGUGAUACCCGCUCCUCUAGACCACAGGAUGAUUCGGGAUGAGGAGGGUAGGUACGUGUGCUCGUGGACCUCAGAGUAUGCAGGAACCGUGAAGGUGGAGAUCAAGUACGGCAAGGACGGGAGCCGAUCAGAACACGUUCAGGGGAGUCCCUUCACUGUUGAGGUCCGGCAGAUGUAUACAGUGUUCGCUGAAGGUCCGAUCAACCCCAAGCCCUCGCCUUACAAUGGACACUAUCUUCAUUCCUCCAGGGAGCGUCAUCAUCACAUACCUGAAGUUGCGAGAGGGGAUCCACUGGUGGAAGGGGGAGACAAGAAAGGAAUCGAUGAGCUCUGCUCUGGCAGGCCACAGAAUGGCCUAAUGGGUCGAUGUGCUUUUGUUACCAUGAUCUCUUCGGAUUCGUACUUGUCAGGGAGCAAGAUUGAUUUUGUUGGGAUGGUAACAAAAGACGGCAUCUCGCCACACACAUUGAAUUCAUUAGAGAAAGCAGGGAUGAUUUUGAUCACAGUGGGGAGAAUGAAAAAACAGAACAUCCAGGACAUGAGUGAGGAGCGAUGGAAUGACAACUACACCAAGUUGAGGCUGUGGCAGCUUCCAUUUGAGCGACUUGUGUUCUUGGAUUGCGAUAUGAUAGUCCUUCAGCCACUGGACCACCUGUUUGCCUUGAAAGCAAACUUCGCCGCUGUUCCCGAUGCAUUUCAUCCCUGUUAUCUCAACACAGGGUUUAUGUUCAUCAGACCUCACAACGACACUUUCCAUGCGAUGGCUACUCUCAUCGAUGAAGUCAGCAGUGAGGAAAGCGAACAGACGCUGGUCAAUCAUUACUACCUUGACAGGUACCACGUCUUGCACUAUACCUACAACUUCGCGAAGCACAAUGUUAUGUCGCCAACAAGAUUUCAGAUCUACGUCGAGAGGUACAUGGACACUGUGAAAGUCGUUCACUUCCUCGGAGUCAAGCCCUGGAUGUGCUCAAGAGACCACGACUGCAUGCGACAUGUCUCCUGGUACGGCGGUCAGAGCAACAUGUACUUGUGGUGGUCCAUGUUCGAGGAAAUGUGCGAGCUGGAGAAUGUAGUCUGCAUGAACUGA